Castor canadensis (American beaver) is the source of this 714-nucleotide messenger RNA. It is a transcript of the gene Dlx4, whose product is annotated as distal-less homeobox 4. Lineage: Eukaryota; Metazoa; Chordata; Mammalia; Rodentia; Castoridae. Gene Ontology annotation, biological process: cell differentiation; regulation of transcription by RNA polymerase II; embryo development. The record is from RefSeq and is a predicted model, not a curated record. Gene Ontology annotation, molecular function: RNA polymerase II cis-regulatory region sequence-specific DNA binding; DNA-binding transcription factor activity, RNA polymerase II-specific.
AUGACCUCUUUUUCCUGCCCCCUUCCUGGCCGGGAUGCCUCCAAAGUUGUCUUCCCGAACCUCGCCCCCGCCUCAUCCGUAGUGGCUGCCUACCCACUUGGCCUGUGCCCCGCAACCGCAGCCUCCCCCGAUUUAUCCUACUCCGGGCCGUAUGGCCACCUUCUGCCCUACUCCUACACCGGGCCGGCGACCUCGGGAGACUCCUACCUGCCCUGCCAGCAACCUAUGGCACCAUCUCAGCCCUUCCGCGGUCCCGCUGAACACUCGCAGGAAGCCGAGGCAGAAUCGGAGAAGCCAUGGCUGUCCCCAGAGCAGCACCUGCAGACUCCCACUAGGAAGCUUCGCAAACCAAGAACCAUCUACUCAAGCCUUCAACUGCAGCACCUAAACCAGCACUUCCAGCACACGCAGUACCUGGCGCUGCCCGAGAGAGCCCAGCUGGCAGCACAGCUUGGCCUCACCCAGACCCAGGUAAAGAUCUGGUUUCAGAACAAACGCUCCAAAUACAAGAAACUGCUGAAGCAGAACUGUGGGGGACUGGAAAGAGACUUCCCCAGCAGACUGCCCUCCCUGGCUCCCUGCUCUCCUCGCCUUCCAUCCCUGUGGGAUCUACCCAAGGCAGGAACCCUGACCACUGGUGGCUCUGGCAACAGCUUUGGAGCCUGGUACCAGCGUCACUCCCCAAAUGUGUUGGCUUCAUCUCAGAUGAUGUGA